AUGGUGGUGGAGGUCUUUGGGGAACUGAGUGGGGAUGGCAGCACUGGGAUUCGGGAAGGCAAAGCAAUGAUGAUAGGGCUGGAGGUAGCUAAAGAGGGAUUGUUCCACAUCACUCAGUCUCACCAAGGAGCCCCUCCAGCCUGUGUUUUCCCCUUCCUUUUCGGUGGCAGAUACUACUCUUCGUGCACCACUGAUGGCAGCCCUGACCAGCAGCUGUGGUGCGCCACAACUGACAACUUUGACAAGGAUCGUAAAUUGAAGCCAUGUGCUCUUAGAGAAUAUGGAGGCAACUCGAAUGGAGCUGAAUGUGUUUUCCCCUUCAGCUACAGGGGCCAUACUUACUACACCUGCACUAACAAAUACGAAAUAAGAAAUCGGUACUGGUGUGCUACAACAGGAAACUAUGAUAAGAACAAGAUGUGGAGCUUCUGUGCUGACACCAGACUAGAUGCAAAUUUAGCUACAGGGCCCUGCAUUUUCCCUUUCGUCUUCCAAGGCAAGUGGUACAAAGCCUGCACAGUAGAUGGGAGAUCUGAUGGGAGGCUCUGGUGCUCUCUUGUCACCAACUACGAUGAAAAUCCGACGUGGGCAUACUGCGAACCCUCAAAACCUGCCUCAUGCGUCUUUCCCUUCAAGUAUAAGAACAAGUCACACUUCUCGUGCAUCAAAGAAGGAAGUGUUGAUGGGCAGCUGUGGUGUGCCACAACUCCAGACUAUGACAAAGACAGCAGUUGGAAAGGAUGUUCCCUCCAAGAGUAUGGAGGGAGCUCCAAUGGCCAGCCUUGUUGGUUCCCUUUCACCUUCAACAACCAGACAUAUGAUGCCUGCACCAAUGAGGAUGACGACGGCGAGAAGAAUGGGGGAUACUGGUGUUCCACUACUCCAAACUACGACGAGCAGAAGCUAUGGAGCUUCUGUGCUGACACGAAUUUGAGAAGUGGGGAAGUUUUAUUACCAGGUGCAGAAUCGAGGAGCUGUGUCUUUCCUUUCACCUACAAAGGCAAGACUUACACAAGCUGUACAUCAGUUGGGACAAUGAACUGGAGGUAUUGGUGCUCUCUCACAAGCAACUAUGAUGAAGGUCGCCAGUGGAAAUACUGCGAACCUUCAGAAUAUGGAGGGAAUUCCAAUGGCCAGCCUUGUGUCUUCCCCUUUGCUUACAAGAGCCGGACGUUCUAUACUUGCACCAAUGAAGAUAAUCCACAUGGGAAGUUCUGGUGUGCCGCCACAGUGAACCAUGAUAAGGACCAGAAGUGGAGCUAUUGUUCUGAAACCAGACUGAGUACAAGACCUACAGGGUCAUGUGUAUUUCCUUUCAUCUACGAAGGAAAACUUUAUACGUCUUGCACAACUGAUGGGGAAUCCACUGGCAAACUCUGGUGCUCUCUGACCAGCAACUAUGAUGAAGACCCAAAACGGGCAUACUGUGAUCCUUCAGAGAAUGGAGGUAAUGCUAAUGGACGACCCUGUGUCUUCCCCUUUGUGUACAUGGGCGAAACUUACCAUACCUGCACCCAGAAAAAUGCACGGAGACAGGACUUCUGGUGUUCGACAACAAAGGACUAUGACAAGGACCAUAAAUGGAGCUACUGUCCUGAUAUCGACAAAGAAAUAGCAAAAACUGACCAAAAUUUCUUUUUGUACGCCACUACGGCGGCGAGAAUUCCAAUAGCCCAGAAAUGGAAAAUUAACGAAAUGCCAUCAAUUAACGAGUGGCAGUCGAAACUUCUGGAAUAUAUGGAAAUAGCCAUACUCACCAAUAGAAUCCGGGAACAGGAUGAAGGAAAACUCAAAUUUCAAUGGAGUAAAUUUGUUGAAUAUGCUAAAAUCAAUUAUAAAGUUGAUGUUUAUCGCAGCUACUACUAUGACACAGAACUACUGGCUUGUUACAUCACUUUUGAACAAUCCGCCACUGAUUUAGAAAAGGUCAACAAUGAUUUAAUGGAGUUAAAAGAAAGGACAAAAACUAAAUACAAUAAGGAGGAUUUUGGCAAACUCACUCACAAGCUGGAUCAGGAUGUUAAUGAAUUUUCCAAUGAAUUAGCCAAUUUUAAGAAAAGUUGA
This is a messenger RNA of Zootoca vivipara (common lizard), 2064 nucleotides long. NCBI's taxonomy places the organism in Eukaryota, Metazoa, Chordata, Lepidosauria, Squamata, Lacertidae. The record is from RefSeq and is a predicted model, not a curated record.